AUGCCGUACGUGCUGGACGCCUGCCUGGCCCAGGACCCCGACAGCAAGGUGGCCUGCGAGACCUGCACGAAGACCAACAUGGUCAUGGUGCUGGGCAAGAUCACCACCAAGGCCACCGUCCACUAUGAGAAGAUCGUGCGCGACACCUGCCGCAGCAUCGGCUUCGUCUCCGACGACGUCGGCCUCGACGCCGACCGCUGCAGGGUGCUCGUCAACAUCGAGCAGCAGUCCCCCGACAUCGCCCAGGGCGUCCACGGGCACUUCACCAAGCGCCCCGAGGAGGUGGGCGCCGGCGACCAGGGCAUCAUGUUCGGCUACGCCACCCACGAGACCCCCGAGCUGAUGCCCCUCAGCCACGUGCUCGCCACCAAGCUCGGGGCCCGCCUCACCGAGGUCCGCAAGAACGGCACCUGCGCCUGGCUCAGGCCGGACGGCAAGACCCAGGUCACGGUCGAGUACCUGAACGAGGGUGGCGCCAUGGUCCCUGUCCGCGUGCACACCGUGCUCAUCUCCACCCAGCACGACGAGACCGUCAGCAACGACGAAAUCGCUGCGGACCUCAAGGAGCACGUCAUCAAGCCGGUGAUCCCGGGCAAGUACCUCGACGAGCGCACCAUCUUCCACCUCAACCCGUCGGGCCGCUUCGUCAUCGGCGGCCCCCACGGCGACGCCGGCCUCACCGGCCGCAAGAUCAUCAUCGACACCUACGGUGGGUGGGGAGCCCACGGCGGCGGCGCCUUCUCCGGCAAGGACCCCACCAAGGUCGACCGAAGCGGUGCCUACAUCGCCAGGCAGGCCGCCAAGAGCAUCAUUGCCAGUGGGCUCGCGCGCCGUUGCAUCGUGCAGAUCUCGUACGCCAUCGGCGUGCCUGAGCCUUUGUCUGUCUUCGUAGACUCGUACGGCACCGGGAAGGUCCCCGACGGGGAGAUCCUCGUCAAGGAGAACUUCGACUUCAGGCCCGGGAUGAUCAGCAUCAACCUCGACUUGAAGAAGGGCGGGAACAGGUUCAUCAAGACAGCCGCUUACGGUCACUUUGGGCGCGAUGACGCGACUUCACCUGGGAGGUGGUGA
This is a messenger RNA of Triticum aestivum (bread wheat), 1071 nucleotides long. Its product is annotated as S-adenosylmethionine synthase 2-like. The record is from RefSeq and is a predicted model, not a curated record. Bases 1 to 1071 code for a protein of 356 amino acids. The transcript has a single exon. Gene Ontology annotation, biological process: S-adenosylmethionine biosynthetic process. Gene Ontology annotation, molecular function: ATP binding; methionine adenosyltransferase activity. Lineage: Eukaryota; Viridiplantae; Streptophyta; Magnoliopsida; Poales; Poaceae.